AUGGACAAUUACAGUUGCAAACGUUGCGGCAAUUUAGUGACACGAGGUGAGGAUCACACUUGCUUCCGUCACAAGAAAUUUGACUAUAGGUAUUCACUACAACGGCCAGUAGAAUCGGAUGAAAACCAUGAUGAAGUAAAAGACAAAUCUACAGAAAAUUCGAAUGAGGAUAAACAAAGGACUUCUUCUGAUAGUUCAUAUUUUAAUCCUCUUUCAGAUGUUCAGGGGAUUGAAAUCCAAACUAAUGAAAUUGCAUAUUUUACUGCUUCUUCAGAAAAUGUUGAAUCCAGUUACAGACCUGUCCAGUCUUUGAAAAAGGAUAAAAAGGAUUUUAUGGAUGUUAUAGAAUAUGCUACCAGAAAUGAUCUUUCAGAUAUUAAUAAUAAUGUUUCUGGAACUGCGAAUUCAACUGAGAAUCCUGAUCUGCCACCAGGAGAUAACGAGCCGAAAAAUGGCAAAAUGCAAGUGUCAGAAUCUGUAAAUGAUGAACAUAUUUCAUCCGAAGUGCACUCUCAGGUUCACAGUAAGAAAACGAAAGUGACUACCUACGUGAAGGAACCUCAUUCUACCAAAAAAGAUGACAAUGCUGUGGCUGGACCUUCCGGAGUCCGUUCUUAUAUUCGGGAAAUUGACGUUCAACCGGAAGAAAAUGCAUCUUUAAUGGUUUCUUCAGAAAAUGCUGAGUCUUGUUUCAGACUUGAAAAUGAUUUUCCUGCAGCUUAUAACUUUUCACCAGCUGUCAUAGAAUCAACUGGUGUUGACGAGGAAAGGCAAAGAAUAUCAGGUAUAACCGAUCUAAUAUAUGCGACAGGUAGUGAAAAAGAUGAGAUGUCAUGUCAAGAGAACAAAUGGCUGUCUCUGAAUAACGAUAACAAAUAUUUUAUGGAUUCUUUAGAAUGUGCUAUUAGAAGAGGGCAUUCAGAUAGAAGCAAUAUCUCUGAACCAAGAAAACUGAUUGUGAAUCCUGAUUUCCUACCAGAAAGAAAUGAACCAGAAAAUGGCAAGAUACCUGUCUCGGAGUAUGUAACUGAUGAACAUACUUCACUUGAAAUACACUCAAAUGUUUACAGUAAGAGCGAGAACAUAACUGUCAACUGGAAGGAGCAUAUUUCUUCUAAAACAUAUAACAAUGCUGUGGCUGGACCUUCAGGGAUGUGCCCUCUGAAGAAGAAAUUUCCUUGCACAUUAUGUCCAAAGGAAUUAAAUGAAAAAUGUAAUCUCUACGUUCAUUAUCGAACACAUACAGGCCAAAAGCCUUUUAUAAAGAAGUUGACGACUUCUGCAGAGAGCUCCAGCAAUACACAACUAAAGAAGCCUUUUGAUACUUCAUAUUGUAAUCCCAAUCCAAAUGUUAAGCCAAUUGUCGUCCAAAGUAAAGGAAAUGUAUCGUUCACGGCUUCCUCAACCGUUGAAUCUCGUUACAGACCUGAAAAUGGCCAUCGCGAAGGUUAUGAAAAAAAAGAUAAUUGUCAAAAAAUCAAAUGGUGA
This is a messenger RNA of Argiope bruennichi, 1488 nucleotides long. RefSeq lists its product as uncharacterized. The record is from RefSeq and is a predicted model, not a curated record. Lineage: Eukaryota; Metazoa; Arthropoda; Arachnida; Araneae; Araneidae. The transcript has 3 exons. Bases 1 to 1488 code for a protein of 495 amino acids.